Messenger RNA from Stylophora pistillata, 682 nucleotides. Its product is annotated as lactadherin-like. NCBI's taxonomy places the organism in Eukaryota, Metazoa, Cnidaria, Anthozoa, Scleractinia, Pocilloporidae. The record is from RefSeq and is a predicted model, not a curated record.
GGGCCUGUUGGUGUGGCAGACAACAACACAAUUCCAGAUGCCAGAAUGACAGCAAGCAGUGUGUUUCCUCUGAGUGAUGAUUUUUAUGCUUCAUACCUCGGCCGACUGAAUGAAACCAGGGGACGAGGAGGGUGGUGUCCUAAGACUAAAUUUAAUAGAACCGACUACCUUCAAGUAGAUAUGGGAUCAGUGCUGUCUGUUUGUGCUGUGGCUACUCAAGGAGGAGAGGUACUUUCGGAAUGGACUACCAGCUAUAAACUGCGCCUAUCCAUUGACGGUUUAACUUGGAACACCUACGGGGAGACGAAUACAACAAAGGUGUUUCAAGGGAACUCAGAUCAAACAAGCAUCGUGAAGAAUUCACUUAGAACUGACUUCAAAGCAAGAUACGUUCGGUUUUAUCCUGUCUCAUACCACUGGUGGCCUUGUUUAAGGGUUGAAAUAUAUGUGUUUAAGUAAUACAUUUAAGAUGUCCACUGGAAAAAAACACAUAAUUUACAGUAGGAAAAUAAAAAUUACCAAACAAACUAAAAAACUUUUUUUAACAAUCUAACCACUACACCCCUUUCGCCGCAGUAUAAUAAAACAGUUAUACAUGAUAAACGUAAAGUUGAAAAGGUAUUCUAGAUCUGUUCUGAAAGUUGUGUUUAGUCACUGUCGCUUAUUCAUUCUGCGUUAUGGU